Messenger RNA from Panicum hallii, 4175 nucleotides. RefSeq lists its product as uncharacterized. The record is from RefSeq and is a predicted model, not a curated record. The transcript has 19 exons. The coding region runs from base 934 to 3897 and encodes 987 amino acids. Lineage: Eukaryota; Viridiplantae; Streptophyta; Magnoliopsida; Poales; Poaceae.
AGCUGCCCACACGCGCAGCGGGGGCAGGAGAAAUCGCCCACGCGCUUGCUUGCGCCAAUCGCGCCAGACGCCGGCUGCGAGUAUCCAGCAGCAGCCGAGCCGGUGAAUUACAGCGGAGUGAGGCGACCGUUGCGGCGCCUCGCCUCGCAUUAAACUACCCUGCCGCCCCCCACGCCCCACCCCCGCUCCACGCCGCGCACGGCCGGCGGCACGGCGUCCCGUCCGGCGAGUUGAACUGAGUUGAGUUCAGCCGGCGGCGCGAGGCGCGGGGGCCCGAUCGCUUCGGGUCCGGCCUCCAGGUGGGUGGAUCCGUCCUCGCUCCGGGUCUGUCCCACAGACUGCUCCCCGUCGCCGCUCCCGCUCUCGUUCGGGGUGUGAUCUGGGGCGCCGGCGUUGAGGAAGCUGCGUGAUCUUCCGCAGGAAUUUUGAUCUGAUCGGGCGGCCGUUCUCGGAGUCGAGGAUCUUGAUUCGGUUUGCGCGACGGGGUGCAGGCGCGCUUUUUCUGUCCCGGCUCCUCACGUCGGAUUUGACACAAGGAAUCGGUUUUCUUCAACUCGUGUCGAAGCUGAUUUGGUCAAACUCUGACCGACGGGAGGGGAAUUUUUUCUGCUUCGGUUUGGAUUUGGCUUCGACAAAGGGUGGAAGGUGGUUGGCCAUUAUAUUGCCGCUGCUGAACUUUCUGGCUUCUGCUGCCCGUUGGAUCGAAGAGCAGUUCACCGUGCCGUCCCAAGAAUAGCAGAACACAAGAGGGUUACCGUAGGAGCUCUUGCGGGAAGUGCUGGUUUUUGGCUGUUUGAGUGCAGUCGCAUCCAAAAUUGGAUUUUUGGGGCUGCGAGAGUAUUCCGAGGCAUCAGGACUCGCGGGUGCUUCAGGAAGACGACUUGUUCAGCUCGUUCUUUUGUUGGUGGGAUCGGAGACUAGAAUCGAAGAGAAAUGGGGGUGAUGUCGAGGCGGGUGCUGCCCGCCUGCAGCAGCCUCUGCUACUUCUGCCCCUCGCUGCGGGCGCGCUCCCGGCAGCCUGUCAAGCGGUACAAGAAGAUCAUCUCGGAGAUCUACCAGCUGCCACCGGAUGGAGAACCAAAUGAUAGAAGAAUUGGGAAACUCUGUGAUUAUGUCUCGAGAAAUCCAACACGCAUACCAAAGAUCACAGAGUAUCUUGAGCAGAGAUUCUACAAAGAUCUGAGGCAUGAGAAUUUCACUUUGGCCAAAGUUGUGCCAUGCAUCUAUAGAAAACUUCUCUGCUCAUGCAAGGAGCACAGGCCAUUGCUAGCCACAAGCUCAUUAUGCACCAUUCGCACUCUUCUUGAUCAGAGAGCGCAUGAUGAUCUACAGGUUCUGGGUUGUCUAAUGCUUGUUGACUUUCUCAAUGGCCAGGUUGACAGCACACAUAUGUUUAAUUUGGAAGGUCUGAUACCAAAACUUUGCAAAAUUGGUCAUGAGCUAAGGGAAGAUGAUGAAGGGCUCCGUCUUCGAUCUGCUGCACUUCAGGCUCUUGCUUCUAUGGUCCAAUACAUGGGUGAUCAUUCUCACAUUUCAAUGGAACUCGAUGAAGUUGUCUCAGUGAUCAUAAGCUGUUAUGAGGUUAAUCAAACUCUCUCAAUAAAAGAGGUUGUCAGACUUCAAGAUGAUGAUGAUUUGGUCAUUAAUGGGAACUUGGCUGUGGUACCAGUGUCUGGGCAAAAUAGUGCCAAAGUGGCAUCUGAUACAAUGUCUGUGUCUGAAAAUCCAGCGCAUUGGGCAAGGGUUUGCUUGCGUAAUAUGGCUAAUAUUGCAAAGGAGGCAACAACAGUGCGGCGUGUUCUUGAUCCUCUUUUCCGCCUUUUUGACAGCCAUGACUACUGGUCUCCUGAGAAUGGGAUUGCCCUUUCUGUUCUGCAAGAAAUGCAGAAACUGAUGGACAAAUCAGGGCAACAUGGCCAUUUGUUGUUAUCUUUCACUAUAAAGCACAUAGAUCAUAAGGUUAUUGCCAAGGAACCUGCCAAACAAAUCAGCAUUCUUAAAGUUGCUUCAAGUCUUGCAAGGCAUGCAAAGUUGAAGGCAUCAGUGACAAUAGCAAGCGCAAUCAGUGACUUAAUAAAGCAUUUGCGCAAAUGUAUGCAUUUUGCUAUUGAAGCAUCCAAUGCUCAUGCUGAUGAUGGCAAAUGGAAUAGCGCACUUCAUGUGGCCUUGGAGGAUUGCCUCGUGCAGUUGACAGAAAAGGUUGCGGAUGUUAGUCCUAUUCUUGAUAUGAUUGGGGUAAUUCUCGAGAAUCUCUCUCAUACUGCUACCAUCGCAAGAUCAACAAUUUCAUCUGUUUAUCGCACAUCACAAAUUGCAGCUUCUAUCUACAAGUCAUCGUACCAUCAGAAGGCAUUUCCUGAAGCUUUAUUUCACCAGCUUCUCUUAGCAAUGUUGCAUCCAGACAAUAAGACAAGGAUUGGUUCACAUCGUGUUCUAUCCACCAUCGUCGCACCUUCUCUGCUGUGUCCAUGGUCAGCCAUGAGCUUUCCAAUCCCAGUAAAGAGCGAUGAUUUGCAGAACUUAUAUUUGUUGGCUCUCUCAGCUUUCUCUUCUGAAGCCAUAAUCAAUGAAAUUAGGACCAAAAACUACAUCCAAGAAUCCUUGCAGAAAAAUGGCAGAUCAGAAGCUAUACUUGGUACUGGGAAUGGAUGCACACAGACAGAAUCAAAUGCAAGGCAGUAUCUAGGGAGCCCAUGUCUGAAUGAACAUCAUUUUACAGCAUUUAACGAUGAAAAUCUAAAGUUCAUGAAGCUGAACAACCACCAGAUUGUUCUUCUUCUUUCAUCUAUUUGGAGUCAAGUAUCUCUGGAGGAUAACUCACCUGCGAAUUUUGAAGCAAUGUGCCAUAUCUACAACAUUGCUUUAUCUUGUUCGAAAUCAAAAAGCUCCAGUCAUGUGGCACUAGUUCGCUGUUUCCAGUUGGCAUUCUCUCUCAGGAGAAAGUCUCUUAGUCAAGAAAAUGAUUUGCAGCCAUCUCGUAGAAGGUGUUUGUAUACAAUGGCAUCAGCAAUGCUCAUCUUUUCAGCCAAAAUAGCUGAUCUUCACCAGAUAAUUCCUCUCGUCAAAGCAGCAGCACCAGAGAAAAUGGUUGAUCCUCAUCUUUGCGUAAUGGAUGACUGCCAACUCGUUAACACCUCUGCAGAGUCUUCUAACAGUGAGAUGGUUUUUGGUUCUGAGGAAGAUGAAAGUAAUGCACAGGCCUUUCUUUCAGCCAUAAACAAGGAUGAUGUGGAGUUGAUAGAAACCGUGAUGUCCCAUUUUAAGAAGAAAUUUGAAAAUUUACCAGAGAAGUUUAACGGGAUAGAAGAACAACUUCUUCAAGAGUUUUCCCUGGAUGAUUCAUUUCCUCUUGGCGCUCCACUAUUCAUGGAGACACCACACUCUUGUUCGAUAUAUGCUGAAAAGGACGACCACUGUUUUGAUGAGGAUGGUGUUCCUUCUGAGCUAGAUGAUGAUGACGACAUCAUCUUUGAACACAGUGGAUCUCAAUCUGACAGGAAAACAUCUGGUUCUAUGGCUUCAUCAGAUGUUCUAACGGUUAAUCAACUAAUAGAAUCUGUUCAUGAGACAGCAAGGCAAGUCGCUAGUGUUCCAGUUUCUGCCAACCCUGUACCUUAUGACCAAAUGAAGAGCCAAUGUGAAGCCCUGGUUAUGGAAAAACAACAGAAGAUGUCUGUUCUCUUGAGCUUCAAGCAUUCGAGGACUAACUCCCAUGGCUCAACCGGGUUGGAUGGGCUUGAAACGAACGAGUCAUCCCUGCGAUCCGAGCCUGAGUUGCAAUCAACUAGGAAGGGCCGCAUGCGACGCAGCGAUUCAGCAUCCAGCGAAUCUGACUGUUCGUUCAGGCUGCCACCUGCAAGCCCAUACGACAAGUUCCUGAAAGCGGCUGGACGGUAGCUUGGCACGGCUUCGUGAAGCUUCGUGACGCUUCACUUUUCAAGUCUGUAUACAAGAGAGUUUGCAAGAUUUUCAUGCCAUUCCUUGCCCCCCGUUCUUACUCCCUGUUCUGGGAGUUUUCUUUCAAGUGUACAUUGACACUCCUCGACAAGGUGUACAAAUUUUUAUUACUUUUGGAGACUAAUAAUAAACGGAAAUGUAUAGGUAAUCGCACAAGUUCUUGUAUCAUAAAGUAUUUGUUCAUUUGUUCGUCGUGAAAGGAAUAAAUUUUACCCAAA